This is a messenger RNA of Melampsora larici-populina 98AG31, 1566 nucleotides long. RefSeq lists its product as uncharacterized. The record is from RefSeq and is a predicted model, not a curated record. Bases 1 to 1566 code for a protein of 521 amino acids. Lineage: Eukaryota; Fungi; Basidiomycota; Pucciniomycetes; Pucciniales; Melampsoraceae. The transcript has 3 exons.
AUGCGUUUUGCUUACGUUGCCGUUGGUGCCGCUGGUAUUUUGACUUCUACCAUCGAUGCAGCAGUCUUACCUAGCUCCCAACCUAUGUCCAGAGCCGGUUCUUACCAAUCCAGAUCUCUUAACCCGUACACCAAUCAACAAUCACCUAGUAGCACUCCUUACACUCCUCAAGGCUCUACUGCUUCCCCAGCGGCGGCCACUGAGAAAGCCACUCAAUCCACCGAGACCCCUGAGGAUUCCGAUGACACCGAAAUGCCAUCAAAGAGUGAAGAAAUGCCAUCCAAGGAUUCGGACAUGACACCCAAGAAAACCAACGGUACCAACGUGCCUGCGGUCCACCAAAGCCAAUCUGCCACAGGCAACAACCAAGCGCCAGUUACUGGGUCACCCAAUGAUCAAUCAUCCAAGAUGACCAACUCGACUUCGAAUGGCCAGCUCCAGAACACCGCCACCGCUCCUGCUUCUCGCCAAAAUGUCGCAGAUGUAACUAUUCCUACUGGCGGAUUCAGUGACGGUCAGGUUGUAGGUUUCAAGGCCGGUCUUGGCAUUCAUAGCUCAGCAGCUGGUGGUCAAACUGUCGCUCCUUCCAACCUUCUCACCAACGAUCCGAACUUCAACAAAGGAGUUCAAAUGGGAUUUCAAGCUGCAGUAGUCCAACACACUUCUACCGCUCCAGGGAUCAACAAUAGCCAUUCACGUGAUUACGUUCAAGGUCAAUUAGCUGGUUUCCAAUCUGCUGUUCGACAAAGUCUUAACUCGCAAGUCGGAAUCGCAGGCCAACAACCACCUUCAUCGAUCUUGGGCGGAAACCAAGAAUUCAACGCUGGUGUUCAUGCCGGUUUCGAAACGGGGGCUACUCAAAGUGCCAGUGUACGAGCUGCUCAAGGUUCCCAACAUCAGGCUGCUGGCGCCUCAAUUGGUGCAAAUGCUGGUGUUCAAGCUGGUCAGGCUGCUGGUGCCUCGGUUGGUGCAAAUGCCGGUGUUCAAGCUGGUCAAGGUGUGGACUUCGAAGCUGGUCAACGCGCUGGAAUUGAGGCCGCAGCUGCUGGUGGUUUAAAAGCUAGUCAAGGCCCCUCCGCUCUCUUCGGACAAAACCAACAAUUCAAUGCUGGUGUUCAAGCUGGAUUCGAUGCUCACCUUCAAAAGAACGUACAAGUCGGAGCCAACCGAGGAGCAGGUGUCCAAGCCGGCGUCAACGCCGGACAAAGUGCUCAACUUGGUGCUGGAGCAUCUACCUCUGCCAACGCUUCAGGACGUCAAAACCUUGCAGCCGGCGUUUCUCAAUUAGCCGGUGGAUCAAUUGAACACAACUCUGAUUAUUCAGCUGGUCAACAAAUCGGUCUUCAAGCUGGUAUCAAAGCUGCUGCAUCAGGAAACGUUAAUGUUGAAAAAGGUGCAUCUGCUCUCUUUGGUGAAAACCAACAAUUCAAUGCUGGUGUAGAAGCAGGAUUCGAAGCAGGUGUUCGUCAACACUCUGCUACUGGUGCUCAAUCAUCUGGUAAAAUCGGUGCUGGAGUUGAAGCCGAUGUUGAUGCUUCUGCCCACGCCAACGGUCAUGCUCAAUAA